This is a messenger RNA of Sturnus vulgaris (Common starling), 1579 nucleotides long. RefSeq names its product neuropeptide Y receptor type 2-like. The record is from RefSeq and is a predicted model, not a curated record. Gene Ontology annotation, molecular function: neuropeptide Y receptor activity. NCBI's taxonomy places the organism in Eukaryota, Metazoa, Chordata, Aves, Passeriformes, Sturnidae. Gene Ontology annotation, biological process: G protein-coupled receptor signaling pathway. Gene Ontology annotation, cellular component: membrane.
UCCGGUGCUCAGGGAGGGCUUCCAAAGCUACUGCUGGUGAUGAAACACUCUCCAGCAGCCCAGAGCCUCACCUGACUUCCUCUCUUCUCCGAGGACAGUUGCAGAAAAGUGCUUUCCACUCCUUUGCCACAGGUUGACUUCCAGAGAGUGGAGAGGACCAAGUGCUCCAUCCUGGGCAGCGAUGAGACGAUAACUGGAGACCUCCUUCAUCUCCUUACAGAAAGUAUCAGGCCAGGCAUGGGACCAUUGGAGGGAGCCAACAGCACAUUCACCAUGGAGAAGACAGCAUUAGAUGAGAACCUGCCACAUGUCUGGCAUGCCAAGGACUUUGUCACUCCUACCCAGGAUCUCUCUGGGUCCCGCAGUGUCAUGAUGGACAGCACCAAGAUCCUGGGGGUCCAGGUCAUCCUGAUUGCUGCCUACUCCCUCAUCAUUCUGCUGGGGUUCAUUGGAAACUCCCUGGUCAUCUACAUCAUAGUGAAGUACAAGACCAUGAGGACUGUCACCAACUUCUUCAUAGCUAACCUGGCCCUGGCAGACCUGAUGGUGGACACACUCUGUCUGCCUUUCACCCUAGUGUACACCCUGCUGGAUGAGUGGAAGUUUGGAGCUGUCCUUUGUCACCUGGUUCCUUAUGCUCAAGCUUUGAGUGUCCACGUGUCCACUCUCACCCUGACUGUGAUUGCCCUGGAUAGGUACCGCUGUAUUGUUUUCCACCUAGACAGCAGGAUCUCCAAGAGGCUCAGCUUCACCAUCAUAGCUGUCAUGUGGCUGGCAGCAGCUGUCCUAGCAGGGCCUCUGGCCAUCUUCAGGGAGUAUCGAUAUGAGGAAAUCCCAUCCAUUAACCUCAAAAUGGCUGUUUGCUCAGAAAAAUGGCCCUCUGGUAACAACAGAGAUGCCACCAUCUACAGUCUGUCCAUGCUCCUCCUGCAGUAUGUUCUUCCUCUUGCAAUUAUUUGUUAUGCCUACACCAGGAUCUGGUUCAAGCUGAAAAACCAUGUCAGUCCCACUUCUAGGAAUGAAAACCAGUGCCGGAGGAGGAAAACAACCAAAAUGCUCGUGAUGGUAGUUGUGGUAUUUGCAGUCUGUUGGCUUCCCUUCCACAUAUUCCAGCUUGCCAUCGAUCUUGAUCUGGUUCUUAUCUUCCACGAGUACAAACUCCUGUACACUGUCUUCCAUGUCGGGGCCAUGUGCUCUACGUUUGUCAACCCCCUGCUCUAUGGAUGGAUGAACAAGAACUACAGGAAUGGCUUCCUUAUGUUCUUCCGUUGCCAGAACAAGCCCGAAAGCAUCCACACUGAAGGGUCAGUUAGAGGGAGGUCUUACAUCUUCAGGGCCAACACCCUAAAUGGGAGCAUCAAACAGACUCCUGGCAAUGGAGCACUGCCCACAGAGGUUUAGGGAUGGGACAUUCACCUCCAGCAUUGAGGCUGGCUGGGCCCAGAGACAUUCUUGGGUGAAUGCUUUCAUUUGGCAGAACAUUGUGCUGCCAAUUAUAGCUACAGCAGCCAUGUAGAAAUAAAAAAUACCCCCUGUAUCUCUCAAAACAAUAAAUCUGGUGCAUUUUUGUCUGACCAAA